CACCUUCACACUCCCCCCUCAAAACACACCAUAACCUCACCCAACAACCCAAUCCACCCAAUCAACCAACCCAGACCCAAAAUGACCCUGAAAACCUCCUACCUCCUACUCUACAACACCACCAACGCCCUCCUCUGGACCCGCAUCCUCCUCACCUUACUCACCUCCAUCAUCCUCGCCUCCCCUGUCCCCUCCUCCCCGGAAACCCUCUACACCACCCUCGAACCCUGGACAAGAUGGACUCAAACCCUCGCCAGCCUGGAGAUCCUACAUUCCGCCCUGGGCCUCACCCGCUCCCCCGUCUUCACAACCUUCACGCAGAUCUUCGCCCGCAGCGUCCAGGUCUGGGCCAUCAACUACGCCUUUCCGGUCACCACGAGGACGACGGCCGUCUACCCGGCCAUGCUGCUGGCGUGGGCCUCCGCGGACGCGAUCCGGUAUACGUAUUUCGCCGUGCUGAGUGUGGCGGGCGCGGCGGCGGUGCCGCGGUGGUUGCGGUGGUUGCGAUACUCGCUGUUCCUGGGUCUCUACCCCAUCGGGAUCGCCAGUGAAUGGUGGUUGAUGUUCCAGGCGACCCGGGUGACGGACAGCGUCGCGGUGAAGGGGAUCUUUGUCUUCUUUUUGGGGCUGUAUGCGCCUGGAUCGGUGAUGAUGUACAAGUAUAUGGUCAAGCAGAGGCGCAAGGUUUUGUCCACCACUGCUUGAAUCUUCUUUCAUAAGGGGGGUAAUAAGAGUUGGAGUCGGACAUUCUGAGUCGACCACUUAUGUCCAAAAGAAGAAAAAAGCAAAAAAAUGGGUUGGUGGUUAUACCUUCCACUACUGAUAC
Messenger RNA from Aspergillus japonicus CBS 114.51, 826 nucleotides. Its product is annotated as putative membrane protein. Gene Ontology annotation, molecular function: 3-hydroxyacyl-CoA dehydratase activity. Gene Ontology annotation, cellular component: endoplasmic reticulum membrane. The coding region runs from base 82 to 705 and encodes 207 amino acids. The transcript has 4 exons. Lineage: Eukaryota; Fungi; Ascomycota; Eurotiomycetes; Eurotiales; Aspergillaceae. Gene Ontology annotation, biological process: fatty acid elongation; very long-chain fatty acid biosynthetic process; sphingolipid biosynthetic process. The record is from RefSeq and is a predicted model, not a curated record.